GACUAGCCCUCAGCUUUCCAUUUUCUCAAAUCACAGUCUUCCCACUCUGACAGUUUAUAUUUCAUUAACCAUCUUUUUCCUUCCUCUCUAGGCCUGGACAUAUUGUGCAGGUUUGACAGCCAUUGCCCCAGUGAUGCUUUGCAGUCCAGAGAGAAUGCAUCAGAAGUGAAGGAAUGAGGGCAUGAAUAGUGCAGAGGUGCCCUCCUUCUGCAGCAGCCAUGUUACACCAAGCCUGGCAGUUCUAUGGGAGGUGGUGCCGUUCAUCUAGUCCUUUCAUCCAUCUCCUCACACUGACUGUGGUGACAUUUGGUGUGCUGGCGCCUUUGCUUUGCCACCGGCUCCUCCAUUCUUACUUCUAUUUGCGGCACUGGCACCUGAACCCCAUGAGCAAGGAGUUCCUGGAGCAGAACCAGCAGGAGGGCCAGGCCGCCCUCCGUUACUUUGAGAAGCUGCACAUACCAAAUGCCUCUGAAGCCUCUGGGAGUCACACCUCCCAGCCCUUGCUGCUGGUCACCAUUAUCACUGUGCAGAGACAGAAUGAUUUCCACUAUGUCUUGCAAGUAGCUUCUCGCUUCCACCAUCUCCUCCAGAAAUGUGGUGAACGUUGCGAGAGCCACCGCAUUCUCCUCUGUAACGUGGAGUCAGACCCCAGUAGCCAUCAGGAUGUCAGGCUGCUGAGCAGCUUCUUUCCUAUGGUCAGUCGUGACAGAACUGGUGAGAACCCUGACCCCAGAGUGAACCAGUUUGAGAAGGAGAAGCAGGACUAUGUCUUCUGCCUUGAGCAGUCACUGCUGGUGUACAACCCAGAAUACAUCCUCGUAGUGGAAGAUGAUGCUGUGCCGGAGGAGGAGAUCUUCACUGUCCUGCAGCACCUCCUGCUGUCCCGGUUCUCCAAACCAUACCUCAGAGAUGCACUUUACUUCAAGCUUUACCAUCCGGAGAGGCUUCAGCGCUACUUCAACCCUGAGCCCAUGAGAAUCCUUGAGUGGCUAGGUCUGGGCAUGUUCCUGGGGCCUGUGCUGAACUGUGUGUACUCCUGGGCAGCAGGGCGCGGCAGCCUUAGCUGGCCCAUAGUCCUGUUCUUUGCCCUGUACAGCAUGGCUCUGUCAGAGCUGGUGGGACGCCAUUACCUGCUGGAGCUGCGCCGGCUGGCCCCCACGCUCUACAACGUCGUGCCGGUCACCGAGUGCUGCACGCCUGCCAUGCUCUUCUCUGCUCCCGCUGCCCGCCGUGCCUUAGGCUACCUGAAGGGGCUGCACUGCCGCCAGGGCUUUGCGAAGGAUAUUGCCCUCUACUCCAUGCUGCACAGGAAGGGGGAGAAUGCCUACGUGGUGGAACCCAACCUGGUCCGGCACGUGGGAAUGUAUUCCAGCCUUCGGCUCAACGACAACCCCAAACUGCUGUGAGCCCUUCAUGCCUUUCCAGACACAAAGCACAGAGAAGCUGCCACUGGGCAGACAGACUCUGCAGCUCAGAUGUUCUGCUUGCACUGGGCAACCUGUGCCUCCAAGUGGACCAAGAACAACUUUAGUUUGUUUUAAAUCUUAAAAAAACCCUUAAGUACAUGCAGACCCUAUGUAAUAUAUACUGGGAACCAUGCACCAUAUGGGAGGGAAGUGAAGGA
Molecule: messenger RNA, 1624 nt
Organism: Dryobates pubescens (Downy woodpecker)
Lineage: Eukaryota; Metazoa; Chordata; Aves; Piciformes; Picidae
Gene: PGAP4
Product: post-GPI attachment to proteins GalNAc transferase 4
Exons: 1
Coding region: 219-1406 (395 amino acids)
Biological process (GO): GPI anchor biosynthetic process
Cellular component (GO): Golgi membrane
Molecular function (GO): glycosyltransferase activity
Source: RefSeq, a predicted model, not a curated record